This is a messenger RNA of Coffea arabica (coffee), 1324 nucleotides long. RefSeq lists its product as uncharacterized. Lineage: Eukaryota; Viridiplantae; Streptophyta; Magnoliopsida; Gentianales; Rubiaceae. The record is from RefSeq and is a predicted model, not a curated record.
UGUGUGUUGUAUCUGAUAGAAAAGGGGGGUGAAUUUUGGAAAUUAGAAAAUUAAACAUUGUAGAAAAGGAAUACCAGUGGUUAAGGAAAACAAAAGCACACUUGGAGAUUUUGAUAAUAAUACAGGGAUUUGUAAUUUUGUCUUGGAAAGUGCUAAAAAGGCAAAUUAAAAUUUUUGGUAAAACUGAGGGCAUUAUGCAAAUCAUAUACUGCUAGUCUUUCUUGAUACUCCAAAUCCUGAUAUCAACAGCGGAAGGCUGAAGGCAGAAUUCCUAAACCAUUCCAAGAUAAGGCACUUGAUUGACACACCGGGGAGAAAAGGAAUCAUUCCAAAAUGGAGCUCAGGUUGCAUAGUACGGUUGUAUCAGUUGCUUCCUUCGACAGUAAAGAUACAGCGAGACAAAUCAAACGCAAUAGCUGUAAAGUGCUCCAGAGAAGUACUUAUUCUCCUUCAGUGUUGAAGUUAAACCAACCAGAGUGCAGAACAUGCAGAAUAUUCUGUGCUCUACCAGAAACAGCUGCUUCUAUUGCAGUUGCUGCUACCAUUGUAGGUGCGGCAGCUACUCUUCUUCAAAGAAGAACGGAAGCUUCUGAAACAACUGAGGCCUCCACAAAAAUUUGUGAUGACUGUGGCGGUUCUGGUGUUUGUCCAGAAUGCAAAGGAGAAGGCUUUGUGCUAAAGAAACUCUCAGAGGAAAGUGCUGAGAGAGCAAGAUUGAUGGCAAAGAACGCAGCUACCAGAUACACAGCUGGGUAAAAUUGAUGCUUCCAAAAAAGUGGAGCUAUUGCACAAAAUGCUCUUCUUCUCGAUCUUGUAGUAAUUGUGGUGGCACAGGGAAGCUUGGCUUCUAGAUUAACUGAAGUUUCGGUGGUUCUAAUUGAGCUCUGUUUCUCAUUGCAUCGAUCAGCUAAACGCCAUCAAGACUCGAGAAGGUGCUUCAAGCAAAUCAAUGCCAGUCUUUUUCUUUAUUUGAAGUCCCUGGAAAAGCCAGUCUUUUUACGCGCCUAAAAAACAAAAAGGACAAGUCUUUUUGUACGUAAUUGCUUGCAAUUUCUAUGUAUAGACAAAUUUGUAGGAGCUUGAGUUGCUUUUACCUUUUUCCUUUUCACAACGCUACUUUAGUUGUUUCAUGUUUACAAGAAACGAUUUGCUGUGCAUUCAUUACAUUUUUUGAAGCUUGAAAUGAUUUGGUGUAUAUAUCCGGGGCUCUUGAGACAUGGCAUCAGUGCUCAGACAGAUUGAGAAUUGAGUCCUGUUCAGUUCAAAACUUGGCUGUGGCUGUUGUAGUUUUUUAACUGAAUGCAAUUUGUAUUGAGAUAUAAUA